Molecule: messenger RNA, 1746 nt
Organism: Nematostella vectensis (starlet sea anemone)
Lineage: Eukaryota; Metazoa; Cnidaria; Anthozoa; Actiniaria; Edwardsiidae
Product: vegetative cell wall protein gp1-like
Exons: 9
Coding region: 1-1746 (581 amino acids)
Biological process (GO): positive regulation of GTPase activity
Molecular function (GO): GTPase activator activity; protein binding
Source: RefSeq, a predicted model, not a curated record
AUGGAAGGGAUAAUCCCAUUACACUUCGCAGGGCAGGCCGGGAAAACAGAGGUUGCUAAAGUCUUGCUCCGCUCAGGCGCCGCCGAGAGUAUACACAUCGAAAACUCAAACGGUAAAACACCUGUACAGCUAGCAAAGGAAAGCGGUCACAGCGACACACUUAAGUUGGUGAGUUAUGAUUACGGGUCUUAUACUUUUCCAUUGCCCUUAGAAAACUAUUUCCGAAAACUGAGGAAAUGCGCUAAGGGCAAACUGACCUUCUGUGAUCACGUGAAAAUCGACUGGGGACUGAACCAGGCCGACGACUUCACGGAUGACGUCAUCGAGUUGACAGACAUCAAAACGAGUCUGAGUGAUGACGAGGCGCUGAAUGAUGUCAGACUUUCUUCCAAGGGAAAGUCUGGUCCCCCUACCCCUCCCCGCCACCGUCGCAAUUUGCCUCCUCGCCCUGUGAGCCAGAUGAUUAUGCCGUCUUCGCGACAGGGUCGUUCCCAGGAGCCAACGAGCAUGAGCUCCUUGCUAGCCGGGCUAAGUCUCCAAAGCAACGAUAGCCACCACGGUCUGGCAAAUUCGCCGUGGACUAGGGACAUGUCGGCAAGUAGUAAUGCCUCGCCGGUGGUCAUGAGACGAAAAGCGCCCGUACCUCCCCGAACGACAGGCGAAACUGUACCGAUAAGUGUCCGACAAAGUGUUGCGUUACCUUCUUCUACGAAUGUCGCUACGGGGAGCACAUUCGGGCAUGGCGUUAAAUCAUGGCAAGACGAAACAAGCCCAUCUGACGUCACCGAAUCUCCCCCACCCAUCCCCCCAAUAAGAUGCCCCUCUGUCAGUCGGCCAGUCAGGCCAACAGGCCCGCCUUCACCCCCUAAGCCGCAAUUCCACGACACACCCACCCGUGCCUCACCGCCACCGGACAUGCGGACUAAUCCGGACACGGAGCGUCGACCGCCUCCACUACCACCCGCACCAAAGAGGGCCAUAGACCUUAAACCCGAUUUCCCGCCUGUACCCACCCAUAAAAGGUCCAAAUCGGACGGAAAGGUCCCGUUUGGGGAGGACAUCGCAGAUAUGGGGAGACCCGCGUUGGAAAAGAAGUCAUCUUUCCCCCUGGGAGAGGGGGAGAAGGACGAUUCAAAAGCAUCUCGCCCCGAGCUUCCGCCGAGACCCACGGGCUUGGAAAAACCCGCGAACACCGGCCGUGUUAGUAAUGACGUCGGCUUGACCAAAAAUGCCCCGAACAAACCUAAGUCUACGACGUUACCGAGGCCUUCCGUGACACCACCCCCUCCCAGGAGACAAGACUCAGACACAACAGUCAAAGUUUACCCACCAAACAAGGACAAGCCCUUACCAAAGGUGCAAGAAAACAGCAAAGUUGGCGACACCCCAGCACCGGAAAUACCUUCUCGAAACUACAGCAGCCAGGUCCCCGUGAGCCAGUUCCCGCGCAGAGUUCAGGCGCUGAAUGAUUGCGAGGCUGACAAUGAUGACAAUGAUUUAUGGAGGGUGACGUCAUUCUCGUCAAAGGCGAAGGUGAAGACGCCGAGUGGUGGCUUGGAGAGCUGGAGAGAAAGCCUGGGAAUAGCGGCGUUUUCCCGAUCAGUUUUGUUCGCGUGCUCUCGGAAUAAUCCAAGAACCCUCGUCAGUGAACCAAUUUCGUCCACGUUUUCUUGGACAAUUUACGAGAAAUUCGGACAGCUUCCAAUGCAGAUAACUUCCAGUAACUGUCGCUCGACAAAGCUGUAG